UUAUUGACGUUCAUUUCAGCUGAGUUACAGGUGUCAGCCACAGGAGACUCAACUUUGACCCUAAACACCAACCACACUGUCAGCAACCAGACCAGGUGUGGUGGCAACACCGACUGCAUUGAAGGUGUCAUCUUGCCAGUGUGGAAGCCAUUAAACCCGCCCUUCCCAGACCGACUAGCCAGAGCCACCAUUUACUUUGUGGGAUUGGCCUAUAUGUUCCUGGGAGUCUCCAUCAUAGCUGAUCGUUUCAUGGCAUCCAUCGAAGUGAUCACUUCACAAGAGAGAAAGAUCACCAUAAAGAAGCCAAACGGAGAAAAAAUCACCACGACUGUUCGGAUUUGGAAUGAGACUGUGUCCAACUUGACCCUUAUGGCACUGGGUUCUUCUGCACCUGAGAUCCUCCUAUCAGUUGUGGAAGUUUGUGGUCACAACUUUAAUGCCGGUGAGCUGGGUCCCAACACCAUCGUAGGCAGUGCUGCCUUCAACAUGUUUGUCAUCAUCGGCCUGUGCGUGUCCGUCAUCCCUGAUGGAGAGACCAGAAAGGUCAAACAUCUGCGGGUCUUUUUCGUCACCGCUGCCUGGAGCGUAUUUGCCUACAUCUGGCUCUACAUGAUCCUGGCUGUCUUUUCUCCAGGAGUUGUUGAGAUAUGGGAGGGGCUUCUCACGCUCUUCUUCUUCCCCUUUUGUGUUGGAUUUGCUUACGUGGCUGACCGCAGACUUCUCUUCUACAAAUACGUACACAAACGAUAUCGAGCUGGGAAGCAGAAAGGAAUAAUUAUUGAAACCGAAGGAGAGCCGGUGCCAUCAUCGAAGGUCAGCAUUGAAAUGGGUGGAAAAAUGCUAAACUCUCACAGUGAUGAACUGCUGGAUGGAGAAGCACAGCUUGAGGAGAAGGAGAUGGAUGAGGAGGAGACCCGCAGAGAGAUGGCCAGGAUCCUGAAGGAGCUGAAGCAGAAACAUCCAGAGAAGGAGAUGGAGCAGUUGAUGGAGCUUGCUAAUUAUCAUGUUUUAACCCAGCAGCAAAAGAGUCGAGCCUUUUACCGAUGUCAGGCAACCAGGAUCAUGACAGGAGCAGGUAACGUCCUGAAGAAACAUGCUGCUGACCAGGCCAAGAGAAUCACCCAACAUGACUUCUGCUCUGAGGUGUCAGUGAACAGCUUCUCCUCCAAAGUCUUCUUUGAUCCUGGAUCCUACCAGUGUCUGGAGAACUGCGGCAGUGUGGCACUCAAUGUGGUUCGUAGAGGUGGAGAUUUAACAACUACAGUCUCUGUGAAUUACCGAACUGAAGAUGGUACUGCAAACUCUGGCUCAGACUACCAGUUCACCGAGGGAACUGUGGUGUUCAAACCAGGAGAGACUGAAAAGGAAAUAAGCAUUAAUAUUAUUGAUGACGAUAUCUUUGAAGAAGAUGAGCAUUUCUUGGUUCACCUCAGCAAUGUGAGAGUCGAAUUAGACGAUGCAGUCAGCAAUGAGACAAACCAUGUUGAUGCUGUUGCUGAGUUAGGGUUACCGUGCACAGCCACUGUCACCAUCUUUGAUGAUGAUCAUGCUGGAAUCUUCACCUUUGAGGAACCGGUGAUGACCGUGAGUGAGAGCAUUGGGGAGAUGGAGGUCAAGGUGAUGCGGAAAUCAGGAGCUCGUGGUGUUGUGAUGGUGCCAUAUAAAACUAUAGAAGGGACAGCAAAAGGAGGUGGUGAAGACUUUGAGGACACAUAUGGAGUGCUGGAGUUUGAGAAUGAUGAGAUCUUCAAAAUAAUUCGCAUCAAAAUAAUCGAUGAUGAGGAGUACGAGAAGAACAAGAACUUCUUCCUGGAAAUCAGUGAGCCUCAGCUGCUGGAGAUGAGUGAACGGAAAGCUCUGUUGCUUCAGGAAGUCGGUGGAUUUGUCAGGACAGACAAACAGCUGUUUGGUAAAGACGUCUACAGAAAGGUCCAGGGACGAGACCGCCCCGCCCCCUCAGCUGUCAUCAGCAUCACAGAUGGGCUACGUGAGGACAUCUUGACGAAGAAGGAGGAGGAGGAGCGGAGGAUUGCAGAGUUGGGCCGACCGAUCCUGGGUGAACACGUUCGUCUGGAGGUGACCAUCGAGGAGUCAUAUGAGUUUAAGAACAUGGUGGACAAACUCAUUAAGAAGACCAACCUGGCUCUGGUGAUCGGGACGAACAGCUGGAGGGAGCAGUUUAUGGAGGCCAUCACCGUCAGCUCUGGUGCGAGUGAUGAUGAAGACGGUGAAUGUGGGGUGGAAAAGCUGCCCUCCUGUUUCGAUUACGUCAUGCACUUCCUUACCAUCUUCUGGAAGCUUCUGUUCGUUUUCGUUCCUCCCACGGACUACUGGAAUGGCUGGGCCUGCUUCGUCGUCUCCAUCAUUGUCAUUGGUCUCCUGACCGCUGUCAUCGGCGACCUGGCAUCUCAUUUCGGCUGCACCGUCGGCCUCAAAGACUCCGUCACCGCCGUGGUGUUUGUUGCUUUGGGCACUUCAGUUCCAGACACCUUUGCCAGUAAAGUGGCAGCCAUUCAGGACCAGUACGCCGACGCUUCUAUUGGGAAUGUGACAGGAAGCAACGCCGUUAAUGUCUUCCUGGGAAUUGGAGUGGCAUGGUCCAUUGCUGCCGUCUACCACUACACCCAGGGGCAGGAGUUCAAGGUGGACCCAGGAACGCUGGCCUUCUCUGUCACGCUCUUCACCAUCUUUGCAUUCAUCUGCAUCGCCGUCCUGAUUUAUCGCCGCAGACCUUCGAUCGGCGGCGAACUGGGCGGUCCGAGAGUCCCUAAAAUGCUGACGACCUGCCUAUUCUUCAGCCUGUGGUUGAUGUACAUCGUCUUCUCAUCGCUGGAGGCCUACUGCCACGUGAAGGGCUUCUAAGAGUUCUGCUCUGUUGGACCCUGUCAGGUUCCAGCAAACUCCAGUUGGGUCUGCUGGACCUGGCUCCUACAAUGUGUUCUA
Molecule: messenger RNA, 2943 nt
Organism: Nematolebias whitei (Rio pearlfish)
Lineage: Eukaryota; Metazoa; Chordata; Actinopteri; Cyprinodontiformes; Rivulidae
Product: sodium/calcium exchanger 1
Exons: 10
Coding region: 214-2862 (882 amino acids)
Biological process (GO): calcium ion import across plasma membrane; sodium ion transmembrane transport; cell communication
Cellular component (GO): axon; sarcolemma; postsynapse
Molecular function (GO): calcium:sodium antiporter activity
Source: RefSeq, a predicted model, not a curated record